Messenger RNA from Humulus lupulus (European hop), 795 nucleotides. RefSeq lists its product as uncharacterized. Bases 1 to 795 code for a protein of 264 amino acids. Lineage: Eukaryota; Viridiplantae; Streptophyta; Magnoliopsida; Rosales; Cannabaceae. The record is from RefSeq and is a predicted model, not a curated record. The transcript has 2 exons.
AUGGCUUCAAAUUCCAUCAAUGCAGGAUGGCCCAAAAUCGCAUUGUAUGCGGCUGGAAAUUCGAUUACCAUGAAUUCAAAAAGCUUGGAGACAAUUCGUGAACCUUCUCCCAAUGUUGCCACUAAUUUGACUGUUCCGAUGUACCCUGCCGGACUAGGUGAUGAGGAGAAAGAGGUGGGAGUUGCAGGAGCGGGAGAAACAGUAGGGGAUGGAAAAUUCCUACUGGAAGUGUCAGGACCAAGAGCAAGAGAAGGCAAGGAGGGUGUGGCAGGACCAGGAGAAGACUCAGAGGGAGAAUUAGGAGAAGGCGAGAUUGGUGAAUUUGGAGCAGGAGGCGAAGGAAAAGAAAUGGGAGUGGGAGUGGAAGGAGCAAGUAAAGGAGGAAGGGGUGGUAAAUUUGGAGUCAUAGGGAUUAGAGGGUUCAAUAUUGGAAUAUUAGGAAGAUCUGACAUUCCUGGAAUGGACGGCAUUCCAGGAAUGGACGGCAUCCCAGGAAUUCCAGGAAUGAAUGACAUUCCAGGAAUAUUAAAGAGUGGUGGUGCAUUUGAGAAUCCUGGAAUAGAUGAGAAUCCUGGAAUUGAUGAGAAUUCGGGAAUUCCUGGGAUGGAUGGUAUUCCAGGGAUGGAUGAAAUCUUUUCAUUGCCAAUUGUCUCCUUAGUGGUAUUCUCAUUUUCUUGUUUAUUUUCUAAUAAUUUCUCAGUGAGAAAACGAGCAUUUACAAAGGUUGAUGAGAAGAGAAUAACCGAGCAUAGUAUGAAAGUUAAAUUGAAGGCCAUUUUUGACAUGUUGGUGUAA